CCAGUCAUUUUGGAAGCCAUUACUACUAAAUGAUCAGAGUCACAGGUCACAUGACAUUUGUUCCCAACUCCGACGAGAACAAGACAGCUCCAACUCAGUGUCCUCUUCCCACCAUGUGGCUCUCUGCAUCAACAGAACUAAUAUAUCUGAUCUAACCAACAAGUUGAUAUCUGGAUGCCCAGCCGUGAUUAUGUUAUGAGUCAACCAUUAUGAAGAUGAAAGAUCAGCAUCUCUCUCUCUCUCUCUGCUUCUCGAGUUCUUCUCAACUCAUUCUGAGUCACAAAUGGCAAACUCUGUCUGUUUGCUGCACUGCAUCAGUAUUAUAACUCUGUCUUGGUCAAAAAAAUCCAAAUGAGAUGCCAAAGAUCGUAACUCACUUGCGGCCCAUAAUUGUUAUCUGAGUUGCGGACCAUGCGAAACCAUUGCAGCUAUUAGAAAUCGACUCUGAUGGUCUGUACUUAACAGGGGAGAGAUGUGCAACUAGGCAUACACCACCACUACAUGCUUAGCAGUAGCAGAGGAGGAAGAAGAUGGGGUUUUGGUCACUGUUCCCGGUGGCAUCCACACCAAUCGUGCAGGUGCUUCUCAUAGGCCUGCUUGGGGCGUACCUCGCGUCAGGUUACAGCAAUCUUCUUCCCCACAGUGCUCGACGAGACAUGAACAAGGUGGUGUUCACUGUCUUCACCCCAUCUCUAAUGUUUGCUAGUCUAGCGAAGACCGUCACCUUGAAAGAAAUCAUAUCUUGGUGGUUUAUGCCUGUCAAUCUCGGGAUCACGUUCCUGAUUGGGGGAAUCCUUGGCUGGAUAGUAGUGAGAAUCCUAAGGCCUCCAAGGCAUCUCGAAGGCCUCGUAAUAGCUACGUGCUCUGCUGGCAACAUGGGCAAUCUGCUGUGGAUAAUCAUCCCGGCGAUCUGCGAACAGGACGGCAACCCCUUUGGGAACAACAAGGUGUCCGGUGCCCGCGGACUCGCCUCUUUCUCCAUGGCGAUUGGAGGAAUCUACAUUUGGACACAUUCCUACAGUCUCAUGAGGAAUGCAAGCAAAAUAUACCAUGCAAGCCAUAUAUCUUGCCAUGCAGGUGGCAUAGAGAGACAUGGGAAUGACCAGAGAGUCUCUACAGAUCAGGAGAAUAUGCUUUCACUUCCAGUGGAAGUAAUGGAAGAAAUAGCAGAAAACCAAAUUGAUAUCCCAUUACUACCCAAUGGAAGCCUCCAUGGCGAGAAGGUGAACUCCUGGGAUAAGAUGAAAGAGACUCUCCACAGUAUUGUUGAAGAGUUGUUGGCUCCACCCACUGUUGCCUCAAUAAUGGGAGUCAUUGUUGGUGCAACACCAUGGCUGAAGUCUCUGUUUGCAGGCUCAAGUGCACCACUGAGAGUUGUAGAAGACACCGUGAAGUUAUUAGGUGAUGGCACGGUGCCCUGCAUCACCCUUGUUCUUGGUGGAAACUUGACACAGGGUUUACGCAGGUCGGUCGUCAGCAAUGCGGUGAUCGUCGCGAUUGUUUGCGUUCGCUACCUCGUCCUUCCUGUGAUUGGGAUCGCAGUGGUGAGAGCGGCUUACGGGUUGGGAUUGGUGCCAUAUGAUCCACUGUAUCGGUAUGUGUUGAUGAUACAGUUCGGUGUUCCACCUGCCAUGAAUAUAGGAACGAUGGCUCAGUUGUUUGACGUUGGUCAAGAGGAGUGCUCUGUCAUCUUCCUGUGGACAUAUGUGGUCGCCACGGUGGCGGUCACAGUCUGGUCAACAGUGUUCAUGUGGAUCUUAUCGUAGAAUUGCCGUCAGAAAGCAUCACAAGCUAUAUAUGAGCGGCACGGAGAAGAUGGUUUUAUGGGUCUCAUUCUUUGUUAGCAAUCGUUGCAGAUUAAGAUGAUGUCAAUAAGAAGAAGAAAAGGAGCAAUCAUUGUGAAGUGAACCUCACAAUGAAAGCUUUUGCAGUGUAGGCAAGAGGAUAGUAUUGUGCAUAAAAGCUUCAUCCA
Messenger RNA from Musa acuminata AAA Group (dessert banana), 1972 nucleotides. RefSeq names its product protein PIN-LIKES 7-like. The record is from RefSeq and is a predicted model, not a curated record. Bases 531 to 1766 code for a protein of 411 amino acids. Gene Ontology annotation, biological process: endoplasmic reticulum to cytosol auxin transport. Lineage: Eukaryota; Viridiplantae; Streptophyta; Magnoliopsida; Zingiberales; Musaceae. Gene Ontology annotation, cellular component: membrane. The transcript is spliced from 10 exons.